CUCCACCCCAGUGGCAUCCCCAGGUCUACACUGGGCUGCCACCAUAGCCCCCAUGGUAGCUGUCCUGCAAAGUGAGAACAGUCAGCAAACAGACUGCUGGGUCAGCAAAUAAAUCACAUCAUUUGGCAAUGUUUAGGAGACCCUGAUCUCCUGUGUACCUGGCACAAUUAUUGAUGCUUCCUUCUCCUAUUCAUGGGAUCUCUCAGGUGUGGUGGAGCUCAUCAGUCCCACACAUUCCUUUCUCCUCUCCAAAGCCUUCCCUCUACCUCUUCCAGAUUAUACUGGCCUUUGCUUUUUCAUCAAGCUCUCAGGAAGUCAUGGGCAUAUCCUAAACGCUGAGGUAUAAUGGAGAUUGUCAGUUCUUCAGGCUCCUUUCUCCCCAGCUUUCUCAUCUUCCUCUUCCUUGAAACAUACACAUUGGCCUCAGAGCAGUUCUCAGUGAUUGGACCAACAGAACCCAUCCGGGCCCAGGUAGGGGGAGAAGCAGCCCUACCAUGUCACCUUUCUCCCCAGAAGAAUGCUCAGCACAUGAAAAUAAUUUGGUUCCAAUCACUAGAAAUAGUGCAUCAAUAUGAAGAUGGGGAAGAUAAGUUUCAAGAUCAAAGCCCUGAUUACCAAGGGAGGACAGAGCUGGUGAGAGAUGCCAUCACUACUGGAAAUGUCACCCUGAGGAUAUGGAACAUUACAGCCUCCGACAAAGGAUGGUACAAAUGUCAUUUUGACAGUGGUUCUCAUCAAGAAGAAGCUGAUGUGAAGCUAUAUGUCUCAGGUGAGAGAGAUGGGCAACAGAUGCAACCAUGGUUGAGCAUCUUCACUGGAAUCAUUAUUGCAGACUGGGUACUGUCAUUUAUCUUUUUUGAGGUUUUCAUCCUACGAGACAGAGAACGCGUUCUCCAGGUCCUUCCCUGGCCAUGGGAGAUAAAUGGGAUCCUGGCUGUGACUUCAGCAUUGGAAAUUGACCUUGCCAUUUGUUAUCUGUGGGUGUUACACAGAUGUGGAGGACUUGUUUACACAGAGAAGUGGAACUGGAUAGACGUGCUCAUUUGGAUAAUCUUCCUGGUCUAUGUUGUGCUCUCCACUGUUGAACUUGGGAUUGAACUCCUAUUUGUCAUCUGCCUAUUUCUGCUAUAUAUGACCACUCCCUCCUCCUCCUGGGCCACUGAAAAGAUGGAUGGGACAUAUCAUGCAGUAUCAUGAAUGUGCUGACUCUACCACUGAAGUGUAACUCUGUUGGGAACUUGUUAACCCUCUGCCGUUGAGUCACAAGAGGAUUCCUUGAUUUACAGAAGAGGUUCUUUAUCACCUUUGCUUAUCUCUGGUGGAGAGUGAGCCUGAGGAAGUUUGCCCUCUACUGUGUGUCUUUCCACCUCAAGUCUCUCCACACUCAAAUCUGUCCUCCACACAGCCAUCAAAGUGUUCUUCCUAAAAUUCAGUGGCCAAUGACAUUGGCCUUCUUCCUGUUUCUCACAAAAAAAACCACUCUAUUUCCCAACUCUCUGUCUCCCAUGCCCUGAUUCCUCACCUCCAUCUCCUAGCUUCCCUGACUUUCUUCUAGCCAUACCCCAAAGUUCAUUUUCUGCCUUUCCUAGUCCUUCCACCCAUCCCCCAACUGCUAGUGUUUACCCUCUGAGAUUAUCCUGUAUAUAUCUUAUAUCUAAACUUUUUUGUAUAUUGUCUCCCCCAUUAGAAUGUGAGCUCCUUGAGGACAAGGACAGUGUUCUCUCAGAAGGAUCUGUUGGUACAGUAGAUAGAGUGCUGGGCCUGGAGUCAGAAGGCUUGAGUUCAAAUCUUGUCUCAGAUACUUACUAGAUAUGUGGUCUUGGGUGAGUUACUCAACUCUGUUUCUCUCCAUUUCCUCAUAUGUAAAAUAAACUGGAAAAGGAAAUGGCAAAUCACUCCAGUAUCUUUGCCAAGAAAACCUCAUAUGGGGUCACAAAGAGCUGGACAUGACUGAAAUGACUGAA
Molecule: messenger RNA, 1964 nt
Organism: Dromiciops gliroides (monito del monte)
Lineage: Eukaryota; Metazoa; Chordata; Mammalia; Microbiotheria; Microbiotheriidae
Product: myelin-oligodendrocyte glycoprotein-like
Exons: 8
Coding region: 346-1197 (283 amino acids)
Biological process (GO): T cell receptor signaling pathway; regulation of cytokine production
Cellular component (GO): external side of plasma membrane
Molecular function (GO): signaling receptor binding
Source: RefSeq, a predicted model, not a curated record